Molecule: messenger RNA, 4495 nt
Organism: Clupea harengus (Atlantic herring)
Lineage: Eukaryota; Metazoa; Chordata; Actinopteri; Clupeiformes; Clupeidae
Gene: tbkbp1
Product: TBK1 binding protein 1
Cellular component (GO): cytoplasm
Source: RefSeq, a predicted model, not a curated record
UGAAGCGACUGAGUGGAGAAUCAGAAUUGGUUUUAUCGACCGACAACUGAGGCAUGCCAUCACAGCUGGUGCCUAGACUGGUUGCUGUUAUGUUACUGUAUUUAUUUAUCUAUUUGUUUAUGUUUUUCACAUUUCUGGAAUCAUUGUUAAUUUUCUAUAGAUGAAGCACAUCAAACCAUAAACACAAAACGGAAAUCCCUAUGAAUCUACUGUAGCCUACUGCUAUGUUAAACAUUAACUACUAACUAAUUGUAACUUCUCACAGUUUUGUAGAAUCAAUUAGAAUGAUGCACUUCAUUGACAACUAUCUUCAGUAGGCAUGUCUGGCAUGUUGUGCUAUGUGCAGUGUGCACUGCACAGUCUGCUGGUAAGGUUUGUUGUAGUCCAUAUGUACAUACAAAUACAGUAUUCAAUGAUUUGCAUAGGAAAUACAUUUUGUCAAACCAAAGCAAACAAUCUCUAUUCUCAAUCAACACAACCACGUUCAGUGCUCUCAGAACACAAAGAUCAUAAAUUACAUAAAUCACAAACUAUACACUACUAUUCACUGAAGUAUCCACAGCUAUUCCCAAAUUCUGACAUUUACAUUUACAUUUAGUCAUUUAGCAAAUGCUUUUAUCCAAUGCGACGUACCAAGGAGUUGUUGGAAUUCUUGGAAUUCUUGCUCUUCUUACUGCUAAAUGGACCACAAUCACGACCCCAAAUUACUUCUGGUAAGAAGGCCAAAUAAUGCCAUCAUAGCUUCUUACAUUCUAUGUAUUGAUUACAGAUUCAGCUAGGUAAAGAAACCACAGUCUUUAUUUUUUCAUUUCAGUACUAAUAAUGCAUAACGCCUAGGGAGCACACAAACUGAUGCACAUCAGCUUUUUCAGCAUCUUGUGUAGUAGGUCUGUCAUCAUUUUGUUUUUGCAAAGGUCACUCUGUAGCUAUAAAACUAAGCUCUGUUCACAUUCACAUGCUGGUACCAAUUCAAACUGUAGGUCUCUGAUGGCUACUGAACAUGUCAAUUUUUACAGUGUUUAUAGUUGUUUUAUUGACAGCAAUUACAAAUAAGACAAAAAAAAAAAAAAUAAGAGGUCAUUCAGCCAUUCAAUUCUAGGUACUCGUGCUCCAGUGGGUAGCUAGCUGGCUGUUACCCCAAAAUUCUGCCUAAUCUGUAUGGGUAUCUAACAAACAUUUAUUGUUUAAAAAGAUUGUUUGUUCAUUUCAAUUGAAUGUUACUAUUCUUCUUUAUUAAGUAUAAAAAGAAAGACUAGCAAGGUGAUGUAAAAUGAAGAAUUGCUUGAAACUUGGAGAAAAGAACAUUGCAAUAAAGUAGCAAAACAAAAUCAGAGCAAGAUAGUUACACCGAAGAUCUAUUUUGUAUUAUACUGCACUCUAGUGGACAAAAAACACACAGCAAUCCUUUAAAAGGCUCUCAUUUAAUCAAACCAGUGUCUUACAUGAACAUCAGAUCUUGUGUCAUGUAUUUACAGACAAAAACUAGCAUGAGUGUGGUCUCCAUCCCUUACAUGUGUCUGCUACUACACCUUCUAGCUCUUUCUGAGUAGUGUAGGUUAUAACCAUAUACAACUUACACAUGGCCACUUCUCAUGUUGAAGAAAGUGAAAAACAUAAUUGCAAACUGAGUCCGAGUAAGUGAAAAAGACACACAUGUUGAAAUGAAUCAGGAUAUUGAUUUAAUCGUUUUGCGGGGUUUCAAACACAUUUUGUGUAUUGUUGUAUCAUUGUGCUCAUUGUGAUGACAAGUGCAAGGGUUUGUAAUUUGGAGAAACAAGAGGUCAAGAGAGCAAGGACCUACACUUCAGUCCCGGUCCUGUAUUCUUCUCUCUACGUCAUCUCCCUUUCUCCCUCUCUGAGCGUACUGGGUCACAAAGGUGAAUUGUAGAAUAGUCAGGCAAUGGUGCACAUGGUGCAAGUGUGGAUUGUAGUCAGGCAAGCAUUGGCCUGCGUACAUAUAGCAUUCGUUUACCGUCGCUGACAAGCAAAGAAGCGCCACGAGAAUCUUCACCAAUCCAACGCAGAACAGUGUGAUCUCCCACAUCGAGCGCUGCUGAGAAGAACUGCUCCACUGACAGCGAACUGGGAACAGCAGGCGAGAUCAGCUGGCAUCCAACACUGAACAAACCAGCACUUUCCGGGUGCCCUACCCGAGCUAUGGCAUUCACGGACCGAUCAAUGGGAAGACGUUGAGGCUCUGUGAGAUGGAGUCUCUGUUUGGAGGGGAGCUGGGGCUCCUGGGUGGCGGCGAGGGCGGCGGCGGCCUGAAGGAGGACGGCGGCGGCUGCGGCGGCAGUGUGGGCUGGAGGGGCUCCCCCUCCCCCGAAGACAUGUACUCGGCCUCCCACUUCGCCCUCAUCAGCGCCUACCAGGAAAUCAAGAGCCGCCUGGCAGGCCUGGAGCGCGAGAACGGCAGCAUCAAGCGCAAGCUCAAGAUGUACGAGAUUAAGUUCCCUAUGAUCAGUGAGUUUGGGGAGGACCGCAACUCCUACUGCUCCUUCGAGCCCAAGGAGACGGCCCUGCUGCAGUCAGAGAAUGGCAACCUGCAGCAGAGAGUCAACAUGCUCACACACGAGCUCCAGAAGAGUAAGGAGCGUGAGGAGCAGCUGGAGGAUGUCAUCCAGGCGUACGAGAAGAUCCACAUGGAGAAGACCAACCUCCAGAGGGACCUGGACACGAUGACGUCUCUGGUGGAGAAGCACGUGGAGCGGAUCCACAGCCUGGAGGUGGCCCUGCGCCAGCGUGAGAACUCCCUGCACAAGAUCAACUCCCAGCUGCACAGUAAGGACAUGCAGUACCUGCAGCUGCACGCCAACCCGGACACACACAUGCUGGACUGUCCGGCACUGACCCUGCAGAGUUCCCGUAGUCUGGACGCUCUCUCCGACCUGAAGCUGCAGCGACUCGAGGCCGAGCUGGAGGGGGUGCGGCAUGAGGCCAAGGGGGCGUGUCAGCGCGAGACGGAGCUCAAGGGCGAGUGUGAGCGCAUGCAGGAGGAACUCCGUGAGAUGCAGAGCAACCAGAGAGAACGAGACAUGAGCUCCACCUGCGCCCAGUGUGACGUCGAGUGGAUCAAGAAGGUCGGAGACGAACAGGUGAACCUGGCCCUGGCCUACACAGAGCUGACAGAGGAGCUGGGCCGACUGCAGGCGCUCAGCUCCAAGCAGACGGAGAUACUGAGGAAAGUGUCCCAGGAACAGGCCAGCCCAGCAGUCAGAGUUCAUCCUUUAAUCUCGCGCCACUCGCCCAUCCCGCAGCGCCACUCUCCUGUCCCCCAGCGCCACUCCCCAGUGCCCCAGAGACGUUCUCCGGUGCUGCAGCACCUCUCCCCGGACAUGCACCGCCGUUCCCCCCUGCCCUUCCCAGAGCUCAGCGACGGCCCAGCCUCUUACUCGUGCCGCCCGCCCACGCAGCACCUCCGCGCCAGCUUCCAGGGCCGCAGGAGCUACUCGGAGGUGGCGGACCCGUCGGCGUACCAGCGGCCACCGCGCUUCACCCUGGACCCGGUCUCCACCCUGCCCAAGCCACGACCCUAUGUGGAGGGGUACCACAAGCAGGGGCAACAGCAGGUGCAGCAGCAGCAGGGCCAGCAGCAGCAGCAGCAGCAGCAGAGCCAACAGCAGCACCCAGGCACCCCGCGUAUCGUGGCCCAAAGAAGAGGCUCCCACCCGGGCAUGCAGCUGAUGGGGGGAGAGGGCGGCGGUGGCCGGGCCGAGUCUCCGCGCCACUCGCCGAGGGAGCUGGGCUUCUCGCUGGCCGAGGUGUCCCACCUGAGGUUUGAGCCGCAGCCGACCACGCCCCCGGCUCCGCUGCACGCCGCCCCGCAGCCUCCGCAGUCGUCCGACGAGGAGGAGGAGUGGAGUUGCCCGCACCCCAUCAGCCCAGCGCGGACUCUCGGGUUGGCCGGGGUCUCGCCGGUGCCCUCCGGGGUCAUGAGAGGCCCGGCCUCGUGCUCGGCGUUCCCCAUCCCUGCCCGGCCAAACACACUCUGCCCGCAAGGAUACUUACACGCAGAACAUGCCCAGUCCUGGCCCUCCAUCAAUCUGUGGAUGGAGACUGAGGAGGAGACCGACAUGCGAAGCUGCCCGCUGUGCCAGCUCAUCUUCCCCAUGGGCUACCCCGACGACGCCCUGAUCAAGCACAUCGAUUCGCACCUGGAGAACAGCAUCAUCUGACCCCCCACCCCACCCCCAGACGCCUCACCUCACCUCACCUCACCUCACGUCUCUUCAGCCUCAGUGUCUCGCUUUCAGUUUCAGCUUCUAACCAUCAUUGUAGUUUCCCCCCUCCUGCCCCCUGUAUUAGUAUGUUUGUUUUGCUUGAGGGGGAGAUAAUAGUGUUGAGGUUGAGUUGUAUGUAAGAGCUGAGGGUGGGCAUCCUGGAAACUGAGCGCAGAAUAACACUCACAAACCGUGGGAGGACUGUGAUGAAGAUCGCGCUGAAAGCCACAGCACGCACACACACACACACACACACACACACACACACACACACA